GUCAUGUGAUAGUCAGAUGCCGGAAGACUGUAAGAACGGUUCGAGCAUGGCGGCAGUAGUUCUCCCGUGGUUCUUCCUGGUAAGCCCAGUGGUGCUUGCUGCAAGCAUGACAGUAAAUGAGGCCAAUGGGACAGUACCUCUGGUUCUGUGGCAUGGGAUGGGUGACUGCUGCUGCAACCCUCUCAGCUUAGGCGCUAUAAAGAAGAUGAUCGAGCAGGAGAUUCCGGGCAUUUACGUGCUUUCACUGAUGAUUGGCAAGAAUGUUGUGGAGGACACAGAAAAUAGCUUUUUCAUGGAUGUGAAUCAGCAGGUGUCCAUGGUGUGCAGUCAGCUUGCUCAGGAUCCCAAGUUGAAGGGAGGAUACAAUGCCAUGGGCUUUUCCCAGGGAGCGCAAUUUCUGAGAGCCGUGGCUCAGAGAUGCCCUUCUCCGCCAAUGAAAAAUCUCAUCUCUGUCGGUGGUCAGCACCAAGGCGUGUACGGGCUGCCAAGGUGUCCAGGAGAGAGUUCCCACGUUUGUGACAUGAUCCGAAAGGCCCUUAACUCUGGAGCGUACAGCGAUUUGAUUCAAAAACACCUGGUGCAGGCCCAGUACUGGCAUGACCCGUUAAAUGAUGACCUGUACAAGCAGCGCAGUCUCUUCCUGGCUGAUAUCAAUCAGGAAAGGGUGGUAAAUGAGACUUACAAGAAGAAUCUUCAGAUGCUGAACAAGUUUGUCAUGGUGAAGUUCCUGCAGGACUCUGUGGUCGAUCCUGUGGAUUCUGAGUGGUUUGGCUUCCUAAAAACUGGGCAGGCUAAAGAGACUGAAACUCUACAGGAGAGCGUUCUCUACAAAGAGGAUCGUCUGGGCCUGGCCGCAAUGGACAAGGCAGGAAAGCUAGUUUUUCUUGCGACUGAUGGAGACCACCUCCAGUUUACAAGAGAAUGGUUCAAUACCAACCUGCUGCCUUACUUACGCUAGAAAACACUGCUGGUGAAAAGACAUCUACAUUACUUGGCGUGGAGAUGCUGGAGGCAAACAAUUCCUGACUGUUGCACUAAAGAUCUGUAGCAUGCUGAUGGGGUGAGGUUAAUUGUAAAGCUAAUUUCUACUAAGUCUACUGUUGCUUCUUUCAUUUAAUUGUCCUGUGCAAACUGUUUUCAGUGGGUUUUUUUUUUUUUAUAAAAACUUGCUUUUAACAUUC
Molecule: messenger RNA, 1181 nt
Organism: Dunckerocampus dactyliophorus (ringed pipefish)
Lineage: Eukaryota; Metazoa; Chordata; Actinopteri; Syngnathiformes; Syngnathidae
Product: palmitoyl-protein thioesterase 1-like
Exons: 10
Coding region: 17-958 (313 amino acids)
Biological process (GO): receptor-mediated endocytosis; protein depalmitoylation
Cellular component (GO): lysosome
Molecular function (GO): palmitoyl-(protein) hydrolase activity
Source: RefSeq, a predicted model, not a curated record